AUGGUCGCCAAGAACUCUAUUCUUCUGGCUUUUGCCACGGCCGUGCUUGCCGCGCCUCAAUUCUUCAAAUACGAGAAGGAAGAAGUCCUUGUUGCUGUGAAAGUCCCAGAGGAAGACACCAAGCCGUCUACUCAGGCUCCCGUUGUGAUAAACAUCAUGACAGACUCUGAUGAUCCAGCUGUGUGGCCAAAUUGUCGGAAAAAUGGCACUAGUGCGUAUACGCUGCCUACUCUGCUCUUGUACUGUCCUAACCUCUAA
This is a messenger RNA of Metarhizium acridum CQMa 102, 258 nucleotides long. RefSeq lists its product as uncharacterized. The record is from RefSeq and is a predicted model, not a curated record. NCBI's taxonomy places the organism in Eukaryota, Fungi, Ascomycota, Sordariomycetes, Hypocreales, Clavicipitaceae.